This is a messenger RNA of Xiphias gladius (swordfish), 1449 nucleotides long. RefSeq names its product galactose mutarotase (gene galm). The coding region runs from base 116 to 1150 and encodes 344 amino acids. Gene Ontology annotation, molecular function: aldose 1-epimerase activity; carbohydrate binding. The transcript is spliced from 9 exons. Gene Ontology annotation, biological process: beta-D-galactose catabolic process via UDP-galactose, Leloir pathway; glucose metabolic process. NCBI's taxonomy places the organism in Eukaryota, Metazoa, Chordata, Actinopteri, Istiophoriformes, Xiphiidae. The record is from RefSeq and is a predicted model, not a curated record.
AUACUGAGGGGGAAACUUUCGGCUUUUCUUGAACGCGUCAUCAUCAUAGGAAGUCGGACGCGAACACGUCGAGGUCCGAGGUCUUAUGACUUGAUAAACCGUUUCGAGGUCCAAGAUGACUGAGGUGAGCCAUCAGCAGUGGGGAGAGGUGUCCGGCCUGGGCAGUGUCGACCUGUGGGUCCUCCAGUCCUCCCAGGUGCGGGUGGAGGUCCUCACCCUGGGUGCCAUCAUCAGGUCUGUGUACAGCCGAGGGAAGGAUGGUCAGAUGGAGGACAUAGUCUUGGGCUAUGAUGACCUGGAAGGUUAUGUGUCAGAUAAGCGGUACCUGGGAGCUGUAGUGGGCCGUGUGGCCAACAGGAUCGCACGGGGACGCUUUUUAGUGGAGGGAAAAGAGUACCAACUUGAUAUCAACAAUGGUCCUAAUGCACUGCAUGGGGGGCUGCGAGGGUUCAAUAAGGCUAUCUGGCAUGCCUCAGCAGUGGAAGGUGGUGUACAGCUGAGUCUUACCAGUCCAGAUGGGGACCAGGGUUAUCCUGGAAAGGUUCAGGUCUCUGUCUCCUACACGCUACAGGGGGAAACACUAACUGCUGACUACCAAGCCGUGUCUACCAAAACCACCCCCAUCAACCUCACCAACCACUCAUACUUCAACCUGGCUGGACAGGGUGCAGCAGAUAUCUAUAACCAUCAAGUGUCCAUCAGUGCUCAGUCCUACCUGCCUGUGGAUGACACAUCGAUUCCUACAGGAGAGAUCAGAGCAGUGGAGGGCACACCCUUUGACCUCAGAAAGCCUGUUCUAAUUGGCCCUCGGUUGAAAGAAGUUCCAGGCCCGGGGUUUGACCACAACUUCUGUCUGUCAUCACCCCGAGACGCCUGCACAGAGAGACAUGCUGCCAGAGUUUGUCACCCAGCCAGUGGGCGUGUCCUGGAGGUUUUCACCAGCCAACCAGGAGUCCAAUUUUACACUGCCAACUUCCUGGAUGGCUCUAUGACUGGAAAGGGUGGGGCUAGGUAUGGGAAGCACAGCUCCUUCUGCCUGGAGACACAGAAUUGGCCUGAUGCUGUCAACCAGGCUUCAUUUCCAGACUGUCUCCUGCAUCCUGGUGAGGACUACCGACGUGUCACUCACUUCACUUUCACCACUGUCUAAUCUGACCUCUACAAACAGUGGGACAGAAAGGAAGAAAACUGGAUAUUUUGAAGUAGAAAAUUAAGUACAUCCGUUUUUUCCACUAUAUAGUGUGAUCAUGUACCAUACAGUUUGGCAGCCAGUGCAUUUUUCAGUGCACAUUUAGUUCCCAACUGUUUAGUUCGAUGCAGAUUUUUUUAAUAUGAAGAGCUGUGAGGCAGUGACAUGAUGCUCAUAGUGCAACCUGACCAAACACAGGUAUAAUGCGGUUUGUGAUAUGAUGAUCCUGUGCAAUAUUAAACUAAAAAAUAAUAAAGAGC